Messenger RNA from Orbicella faveolata, 576 nucleotides. RefSeq names its product TNF receptor-associated factor 6-like. The record is from RefSeq and is a predicted model, not a curated record. Lineage: Eukaryota; Metazoa; Cnidaria; Anthozoa; Scleractinia; Merulinidae.
AUGCUCAGCAAGCGAGACAUGAAAACUCACAAGACAUUAGAAUGUUCUUGGAGGAAAGUGAACUGUGAAUAUUGUCAAGAAUCAGUCAUCAUGAAUCAGAGACAGGGACAUCUUGACAUUUGCCGAAAGUUUCCUGUUCUGUGUACCAACAAGUGUGGUCGGAAAGAUAUUCCGCGAGAAAAGCUUGAGGUUCAUGUUCGCUAUGAAUGUCCUGCAACGAGAGUUCAAUGUAUGUACAAGAACAUAGGAUGUGAGGCAAUGUUUCCAAGAUCAGACGCCAAAUCUCACUCACAAACUCAAAUCGAAAGCCAUUUGCACUUAGCCGUCCGCGGUCUUGAGGCCGCUCAGCAUCAUAUUAAGGAGCUUGUCACUGUGGUUAGAGAUCAGUCACAACAGAUAGAACGAUUGAUGUCCAAGGAUAAGGAGCAGUCACUGCAGAUAGAGCGACAAUCACAACAGAUAGACAGAUUGUUAUCUAACGAUAAGGAGCAAUCACAACAGAUAACCGUAUCGAAGAUUAACCAGGUUUUGUCUACCCCAUUCGAAUGGACAAUACCCAACUUUGAAGAUCUUUAA